Molecule: messenger RNA, 857 nt
Organism: Aspergillus vadensis CBS 113365
Lineage: Eukaryota; Fungi; Ascomycota; Eurotiomycetes; Eurotiales; Aspergillaceae
Exons: 1
Coding region: 151-495 (114 amino acids)
Source: RefSeq, a predicted model, not a curated record
CACAAUGUCGUCGCUCGGAAGCAGAGACAGACGCAGUAAUCUCCAAUCGUAUCAUGUGUGAUUCACUGCUUCCUUACCACUUCUAAUUAGAAGACAGCCAGGCAAUCAACAGUAGAAAGAAGCAACCCGCCCAAGCCUUAUCCCCAAGAAAUGACCUACAUAUGUGGUUCUGAGUUGACAAAAGGAGGAGAUUCCUCGAGUCUCAGCAAGAUACCGGAAGCACGUCUAGGAGAAGUAAUAUAUGUUACCAAAGGCAAAACCUUGGCAUGGGGAGGAACCGCUAUUCUUGAGCGAUUGCCUUCUGGUGCCGUUAUGAAGACACCUAUUCCAAGUCCAUACUGCCCUCCUGAAGAAGAAGACUAUCGUCGUAAUAUGCGACUUGAGGCCAAGAUUUAUGCAAUGAUGGGAGAACAUCCAUGUGUUCCCAAGAUAUUGAAUUGGGAUCAAGAAACUUGCUACCUCACUAUGAUAUAUAUGGAUAAUGGGAAUCUCUAAGAAUACAUUCAACAGAACAUGACAUAUCUAACUAUCAACUUCGACUCCAAUGGUGUAAACAGAUUGCUAAAGCACUCGGUGCUCUCCAUGCUCAUUACAUCAAACACUGAUCUUUCGCCGAGAAAUUUCCUUCUCGACUCGAGCCUCAAUGUCAAAAAUCUGGUGGCGCAUCACUAUGUGGUUCAGAACCCUCAGCUACACCGGCAACAAGAUUAUGACCUCCUGGCUAUGACUGGGAUGUCCCUUCGGCUUAUGGAGACGACAUUUUCGGCCUUGGGUCUCUAAUUUACUCUAUAAUGACAGGCACUUAUCCCUACAAGGACAUCCUCAGUGAUGAAGUUAAGAAGCUAUAUGGAGUUCAA